Messenger RNA from Octopus bimaculoides (California two-spot octopus), 346 nucleotides. RefSeq lists its product as uncharacterized. The record is from RefSeq and is a predicted model, not a curated record. Lineage: Eukaryota; Metazoa; Mollusca; Cephalopoda; Octopoda; Octopodidae.
AUUCACUUAGCACUGGGGAGCGACUGCUGUGUGGAUGGGUUGUUCCACGUCGUCGUUGCUGGACAAGAAUGUUGGGUUCAUCUCCAACGGAACCAUGGCGUUGCUGAGAGGUCUGGAAGCUUUCCGAUUGGCUGGCUCUGAAGAGGCUACACUCACGUUCGAAUGCCUGUUGGAUAUCUGCCCCACACCUUGUGACGGAUUCAACUGCCGUCCACCUCCAAGAAUUAAAAGACAAAUCCACCGGAUGAAUCCUCACGAAAAUGAAGCCAGAGUGAUCGGUUCUUGGCCAGUAAAGGUUGUCGACAAAAAACCAAAAACAGGUUCGUUGUUGGUACCUCUUAUAUGA